AUGGCGAGAUGGUUGUCCUUCUUCGCGGAGUACAUCUUCCGGCAAGAUGGUGCAUCUCGCUGCUGUCACAGCGGACGUCUGUUCAAGCACCAUGCCAUGUCCAACGACUUUGUGUCGGACCGCGAUCCGCGCUUCACUCCGGACGGGCAAACCGAGCGCGUGAGCCGCGUGCUCGAGGGCUUGCUGAAGGGCUACGCCCAGUCGUUCCACCACUAG
Molecule: messenger RNA, 216 nt
Organism: Phytophthora megakarya
Lineage: Eukaryota; Oomycota; Peronosporomycetes; Peronosporales; Peronosporaceae
Source: the annotation of a GenBank genome assembly